GGACCUUUCAGCUCGAGGAAGUGGUAUCGUGUAACCAACACCUUUGCCGGUUACGCACUCGACGUCCUCAACGACGGCGCCGGCAAUGCGGAAGGGUUAAUUCAGAUGUCCCGCGUAGGCAACUUCUCGGGCCAGCACUGGCAGAUUGUCCCCAACGGCGCGGGGACGUACGCCCUGCGGACUCUGUUCCUAGGUGUGGGGAGGCAGCUGGAUGUCUAUGGUAAUGAUAAGCUGAAACCCCAUCUGGCCAGUGCCGGACCGUACUCGGGACAGAUCUGGAAGAUUGCCCCGUGGGGUGAUGGGACUUGGCAUUUGGAGAAUAUGUAUAGUGGGAGUGCGCUGUAUUUGGAUACC
Molecule: messenger RNA, 354 nt
Organism: Pseudomassariella vexata
Lineage: Eukaryota; Fungi; Ascomycota; Sordariomycetes; Amphisphaeriales; Pseudomassariaceae
Product: ricin B lectin domain-containing protein
Exons: 1
Source: RefSeq, a predicted model, not a curated record